Dendroctonus ponderosae (mountain pine beetle) is the source of this 2191-nucleotide messenger RNA. It is a transcript of the gene Gpdh1, whose product is annotated as glycerol-3-phosphate dehydrogenase [NAD(+)], cytoplasmic. The transcript has 6 exons. Gene Ontology annotation, cellular component: glycerol-3-phosphate dehydrogenase (FAD) complex; cytosol. Gene Ontology annotation, biological process: carbohydrate metabolic process; glycerol-3-phosphate catabolic process. Gene Ontology annotation, molecular function: glycerol-3-phosphate dehydrogenase [NAD(P)+] activity; protein homodimerization activity; NAD binding. Bases 62 to 1408 code for a protein of 448 amino acids. The record is from RefSeq and is a predicted model, not a curated record. Lineage: Eukaryota; Metazoa; Arthropoda; Insecta; Coleoptera; Curculionidae.
GCGCACCUAGUCGAAGCGGGUGAAUGCGCCGAAAUUUUCCACAAACAAUCGCUCAAAUCUCAUGUGUAUGGCACGCAUUUGGAGCCCGUUAAGUCGUGGACUAUGGAAAGCAAACAAUCUCCAGGUUCGACCUUCUGCCCCUACUUUAUCUCUCAGCUAUAGUGAUAUAUCAGUCGCCUUCACUGUGUCAGUGCGAAGUUUAUUUUCGUCGCGACGGCUGCAUUCUCCCCAGCCACCAUCUACACGAUAUUUCUCUAUUAAUAAAAGCGGCAUUUCGAGCGUCCAAAUGGCCUGUAGCAACCCGAAACAAGUCUGCAUUAUCGGCAGCGGAAACUGGGGUUCCGCCAUUGCCAGAAUUGUGGGCAGCAAUGCCCUUCGUUCGAAGAACUUUGACGAGCGAGUUACAAUGUACGUCUAUGAGGAAAUGUUUAAUGGCAAAAAGCUGACUGAAAUCAUCAAUGAAACUCACGAGAAUGUCAAGUACUUGCCAGGCCGCAAGCUGCCUCCCAAUGUGGUGGCGGUUCCCGAUGUGGUCGAGGCAGCUAAAGAUGCCGACGUUUUGAUCUUUGUGGUGCCUCAUCAGUUCAUUCGCACGCUGUGUGCGACACUUUUGGGCAAAAUCAAAUCGACCGCAAUCGCAUUGUCCCUAAUUAAGGGCUUUGAUCGAGCAGAAGGUGGCGGCAUCGAUCUGAUCUCGCACAUCAUCACCAGACACCUGAAAAUCCCGUGCUCUGUUCUGAUGGGGGCAAAUCUGGCAAACGAAGUGGCCGAUGAAAUGUUCUGCGAAACCACCAUUGGGUGCAAAGAUGCAACGGCCGGUCCGCUCCUGCGGGAAAUCAUUCAAACCAACUACUUCCGAGUGGUGGUGGUGGACGAUGAAGACACUGUGGAAGUUUGCGGCGCCCUAAAAAACAUCGUGGCAUGCGGAGCGGGCUUUGUAGACGGCUUGGGGCUGGGGGACAAUACCAAAGCGGCCGUUAUUCGUCUAGGGCUGAUGGAGAUGGUGAAAUUCGUCGAUGUUUUCUAUCCAGGCGGGAAGCUGGCUACGUUCUUUGAGAGCUGCGGGGUAGCCGAUCUGAUUACCACUUGCUACGGGGGGCGCAACCGGAAAGUCAGCGAAGCCUUUGUGCGUACUGGAAAGUCCAUCAAAGAGCUGGAGGACGAGAUGCUCAAUGGGCAAAAGCUGCAAGGGCCGUACACUGCGGAAGAAGUCAGCUACAUGCUCAAGAUCAAGGGGAUGGAAGAACAGUUUCCCUUGUUCACGGCCAUUCACAAGAUCUGCACAGGUCAGCUGACGCCCAAAGACUUCAUUGACUGCAUCCGGAACCAUCCGGAGCACAUGGGUUCUAGAGUCGAUUACUCAAAUCUGGAAGCCUUAGACAUUGAAUGCCAAAACAGCAAACUCUAAGACACUUCAUAACCAUUUGUUUGUGAUCAGCAUGGCAUUUUUUUCUUAUAUAAGGACUAGCUUUAUGUGCAUCGUGUACAUCUGGUCAACAGCUUGACCAGUUGUAUGCGGAUCGCGUCUUGCCAUUAAUUAGGGAUUACUCUUAUUAUCAGAAAACAUCAACUGAGCAGAUGCUUUGUAACUGACCGAUUACUAACUACCCUUAUAGGUGUGGGAGCAAAGAAACCCCUAAGCGUUGCUUGGUUCCUUUGCUCCAACAAGGGAUUUUCCGAUCACUGGUACCAUUCUUAAUGCACCUUUUGUUUUACAGGGUAAAAACGUGUGGAGUUUGUUUGUCGCUUCCUCAAUAGCUUUCCUAAGCAAUUUUUCUUAGUUCAUGAAAAUAUAAAGCAGAACGACGUGUAGUUGGCAAGAGAUCGAAGCUUUAAGCACUACCUAGAACGUGCGUUCAAUGUUUCUCUGUUGAUGCGUUAAGAUUAAAGUUGAGCCAGUUGUUUAAUUGAGCAUUUGUGUGAGAACGCCAAAAGAGAGUGUUUUUGAGGCACAAACCGAUUGUGCUGGUUUUAUUCGACUGGCGCCAUGUACAUAUCAUAAGUGCAAUAUAUUGUUAAUCAUAAGGUUGAGGAGUUCGGGCUCUCAAUGUAACGUUUCAAAGGCCAUGUUGAAACACCCGCCUCCUCUAGUUGCCUUCGGCAAUAAAUUAUGUAUUUAAUAACACGGAGUUUAUUGGAAACACGCCAGACUUUGGUCAGGCAGUUUUGAAAUGAAUCCAUUGUAAAAGUC